This is a messenger RNA of Panicum virgatum (switchgrass), 787 nucleotides long. RefSeq lists its product as uncharacterized. Gene Ontology annotation, biological process: translation. The record is from RefSeq and is a predicted model, not a curated record. The transcript has 3 exons. Lineage: Eukaryota; Viridiplantae; Streptophyta; Magnoliopsida; Poales; Poaceae. Gene Ontology annotation, molecular function: structural constituent of ribosome. Gene Ontology annotation, cellular component: ribosome. Bases 82 to 513 code for a protein of 143 amino acids.
AGAUCCACAAGCACCAUCGCGCCGCCGAGGGAGGAGAGGGAGAGAGCGGAGAAGAAGGCUAGGGUUUAAGGUUGCUCGGCGAUGGCGUCGGCGGCGAAGGCCCUGGCGGCGCGGGCGGGAUCCUCCCUCCUCGGCCGCCUCCUCGCGUCCCCGUCAACACCCCUCCUCGGCGCGGGGAUGCCGCAGCUCGCCAGGCUGCAGGCGCACGUCCCGCCGGCGCCGGCGCCGUCUGUGGAUGCCUACGAGGCGGAGGCGGUCGCGAGGCUCACCUCGCUCCCCGGAGAGAUCUCGUUCCCCUGCGGCCUGCCCUCGCUCCGCUUCUUCAUCGACGACGCUACUGCCGUGGAGAAUCCUGUCGCUAAUGAACCCCUUCUGCUAAUAAAGAGAACUUACCAGCCCAGUACCAUCAAGCGGAAGAGAACCCAUGGAUUUCUUACACGUAAGUCGACCAAGGGUGGGCGCAAGGUGAUCGCACGGAGGAUCGCCAAAGGCAGGCACAGGCUUUCCGUGUAGCGAGAUCCCGUAGCAGCUCGGAACACUUUUUUCUUCACAGCAGAUUUGUACUGUUCUUUGUACGAAACCUUAGAGUUCAACGUCUAUGUAUGCUUAACGAGUAACGAACCCUCUGAGUAACGAACCCUCUGCUAAAGGCGAGCCCCAGCAAAAAGCAGCAGACCGUGUGUGGAUUUUCUUGUCAAAACAACUGUUCCGCGAAAUAAACUCAAGUUUAUCUGCACCGACUGAUAACAGUCCAUUUUGUUUGCGCAGCCGCUGCGGCUGCUGCACU